This is a messenger RNA of Telopea speciosissima, 600 nucleotides long. RefSeq lists its product as uncharacterized. Lineage: Eukaryota; Viridiplantae; Streptophyta; Magnoliopsida; Proteales; Proteaceae. The record is from RefSeq and is a predicted model, not a curated record. The transcript has a single exon. The coding region runs from base 1 to 600 and encodes 199 amino acids.
AUGUUCCCUCGAGCAGAUAGCUUAUGUUGGGGAGCCGAGAAGCAUGGGAUCUUCUUCGUCAAGUCGGUUUACCAUUUACUAUCCAAUCUUAGGGAUCAGCAAGUGCAACUGCGUGCCUCUUCAUCUAGAAGUCAUAGUUGGGAGGAGAUACCCCCAUCAGUCUGGAAACGAAUAUGGGGCUGUAAGACUCUGCCUAAGAUUAAGUCCUUCUUAUGGAAAUGUUGUGCCCAGGGUGUUCCUACAAGAGAUAAUCUCACUAAGAGGCAAAUCCAUGUUGACCCAGGUUGUAUUCGAUGUGGAGGAUCAGCAGAGACCAUUGAUCACUUACUGCUUGACUGCCCUUUUGCUAGAGCCACCUGGUUCGGCAGUAAUCUGUCCUUCAUAGUGCCUUCCCAUACUUCACCCAAGCUCUCUCACAUUCUACGGAUUUGGAAGGAGUAUAACUUCCCUUCCAAGAAGGAUGAAGAGGAAACAUUGGCUUUGUUCUUUUUCGUCUGCUGGUAUCUGUGGUUGGCGCGUAAUGAAUUAGUGUUUCACCAGAAUGCCCAGGAAGCACAAGAUGUUUUCCUUCGUGCUCACCGGGCUUUUGCAGAAUUCUAG